CAGGAACAGGUCUUCCAGGCCGCCACUAGCCCUGGUCCACCCGUCCCGGCCCAUCCGACCGUCGGCGAUGUUUUAUUUCCACUGCCCGCCACAGCUAGAGGGCACUGCACCUUUUGGCAACCACUCCACAGGGGACUUCGAUGAUGGGUUUCUUCGAAGGAAACAGCGCAGAAACCGGACGACCUUCACUCUUCAACAACUGGAAGCUCUGGAGGCAGUCUUUGCCCAAACACACUACCCAGAUGUCUUCACCAGGGAAGAGCUAGCCAUGAAAAUAAACCUCACAGAAGCCAGAGUACAGGUUUGGUUCCAGAACCGAAGAGCCAAAUGGAGGAAAACAGAAAGAGGGGCCUCUGACCAGGAACCAGGGGCCAAGGAGCCCAUGGCAGAGGUGACACCACCCCCAGGGAGGAACAUCAAUUCUCCACCCCCAGGGGACCAGACCCGGAGCAAGAAGGAAGCCCUCGAGGCCCAGCAGAGCUUGGGACGAACAGUGGGCCCCGCUGGGCCUUUCUUCCCCUCCUGCUUGCCAGGGACCCUCCUGAACACAGCCACGUAUGCCCAGGCCCUGUCACAUGUGGCAUCUCUGAAAGGAGGCCCACUGUGCUCUUGCUGUGUCCCAGACCCCAUGGGGCUCUCCUUCCUCCCCACUUACGGUUGCCAGAGUAACCGCACGGCUAGCGUGGCGGCCCUGCGCAUGAAGGCCCGGGAGCAUUCAGAAGCUGUUCUGCAGUCAGCCAAUCUCCUGCCAUCCGCCAGCAGCAGCCCCAGCCCCGCUUCCAAGCAGGCACCUCCAGAAGGCAGCCCGGACAAGGCCUCUUCAACCAAGGAACAGAGUGAGGGAGAGAAGAGCGUAUGA
Molecule: messenger RNA, 859 nt
Organism: Myodes glareolus (Bank vole)
Lineage: Eukaryota; Metazoa; Chordata; Mammalia; Rodentia; Cricetidae
Source: RefSeq, a predicted model, not a curated record